This is a messenger RNA of Rhodotorula toruloides NP11, 3708 nucleotides long. RefSeq names its product serine/threonine-protein kinase TTK/MPS1. The record is from RefSeq and is a predicted model, not a curated record. Gene Ontology annotation, molecular function: ATP binding; protein serine/threonine/tyrosine kinase activity; protein serine/threonine kinase activity. The transcript is spliced from 9 exons. NCBI's taxonomy places the organism in Eukaryota, Fungi, Basidiomycota, Microbotryomycetes, Sporidiobolales, Sporidiobolaceae. Gene Ontology annotation, cellular component: kinetochore; nucleus; spindle. The coding region runs from base 1 to 3708 and encodes 1235 amino acids. Gene Ontology annotation, biological process: peptidyl-serine phosphorylation; meiotic spindle assembly checkpoint signaling; mitotic spindle assembly checkpoint signaling.
AUGCAGGGACAGCCCUCUACGCCGUCUACAGGCAAAGGGUCGGGCGCGCUCGGCCGCUUCCUCAACAAACUCCGGACGCCCUCUUCAGGAGAAACACCGCCCGGUGCUGCGUCGUCGUCGCCUCAUGAGGGCGGGCCGCGGUCCUCGUCGCCAUUUGGGUCGCUGAUGGGGCGGAGGAGCAGCAGUAGGGCGUCGAUACGGACAUUCGACAGCGCGCACAGCUCGAACAGCCCCCGACCCCCUCCUCCUCCCUUUCCCGCCUCGCUCAACGCCAGCUCGACCAGCCUAGCCUCUGCCAACUCGCCACGAUACGCGUCCUCCUUCUCCCUCGACGAUGAGCUCGACCUCGAGUUACCAAGCUUCCACGCGCCGUCAAGCGGGCCCUACUCCUUCGGCGGGUCUCCUGCCAACUCCUCGACCGACCUGACCGCCCUGCCACCUCCGCCACAACCCUUGUCGUCGGUUUCACGACCAGGGACGUCCAUGUCGACACGGAGUCGAACAGAAUCAGCAACGCAGGGUACGGACUGGAAGUCGUCGCUUUCUUCGGCGACAGGUCGAAGCGUGGGACGGGCGCCGCUCAGCUCCAGCAUUGCUGAUGGAAUGGCGGACGGAGAGGAUGACGGCGAAUUGACGCACAAGGUGCCUAAGCCUUCAGAACUCAUCCCUCGCGCACCGCUCACUCGCCUGCCGUCCAACGAUGCAUCUUCCGCGCACCCCUCUCUCGCUUCAACCUCGACCACCCCUGGCUUCGGCCGCGCAGGCUUAUCAAAGUCCGCAACUUCCACCUCGACGACAGGUCACUCGACAAGCGGACGACGCUUCUUUGGCGCUCGGUCGACCGGCACGUCUGGCGUCGUCGGCCGAGCGAGGCGCGUCGUCCCCCCUGCAGGCGGUGUCGCAGCUCCGCAACUUCCCCCGCCUAUCCCUGUCGUCUCGGCAGCCAGCACCGCCGGUAAUCUCUCGACGAACACGACGCCUGAGAGUGCCGGAACGCUGAGCGAGGCGGAGAGGAGUUCGACAAGCGUUUCGAGCAGCCGGAGGGAUGCCAGUCCAGGCGCAAGCGAUGUCAGCAGUGCGACGCCGAGUAGAGACUCUUCUCCCGAAGUCGAGAGCCGUCCGCCUCCACCUGGUCGUCCACCGAUGUCGCCAAACGGUCACGGCCGCUCUCGCUCGGAGAUCCCGCCUUCUUCGCCUCAGAUGGUCCAGCCCGUCGACCGCAAUGCCUCGACAGUCACUAUUGGCGCCGGAAGCUACGGUCACAGGUCGGCGGCUUCGACCCGCCCUGGUUCCUCAGUGGGUCAUUACAGCGGUUCCGACGGCGCCGACACGUCGCCAGACGCCGGUCAACUCGGCGCCGCUCGCAGUCAUCUCGCUCGUCAGCGGUCACAUCUCGGUCUCGGAAGUGUCGCCGAGCAACAGGCUCUCGGCAGCACGGCGUUCCGGAACCGCUUCCUCAACAGCGGAUCGUCCGCGUCGCUCUCGUCCAUCCAGUCGUCGAACAACAACUCUCCCGACCUCGGCUCAAUGUCGGCUCUCUCCUCUUCAUCCUCGCGCGCCUCGCCUCCCUCCUCCCUUGGCCAGUCGCACAGCUCGACCAGCUCGGCCGGCGGCUUCAAGCUCGCACCGAUGGGCUCGUCGCUAAGUCGCAAGAACUCGAUCUCGAUGCUCUCGGCAGUCACGGAAGGACAGCCAGUCUCGACUGCCCGAGCCGCCUCUCUUGACAUCCGCCGCGAGACGGUUGCGCACCGAGUUGCCGGUCAACUCGCUGACGGAGGCGCGCACGCUGGUCGCGCAAGUCUCGACGAGCGCAGGACCUCGCCUCCUCGCGACACGAUUGUUCCGUAUUCGCACCGCAGGACUACUUCGCGAGGCGGCGACCCCAGCAUCCUCAGCGAGUCUGGCGCCUCGUCGAGCACGCAUGGCGGUACGACGCUCGUCAACACGGCAUCGACCUCGUUGCUUAAGCGCAGCAACAGCGAGACGAUCACGCAGGGAAUGGUCCACCAGCCGCAGGUAUCGGCUGCUCCGCCCGUCUCAAGCAUCGCCGUGUACCGCGACGAGCCGCAACCGCAGCAGGCGCGCCCGCCUGUCGCUCGCGUGCCGUCAGGCGGUUACCAGCAGAUGCAGUACCAGCAACCACCUAUCGCCGAGAUCCACCCCGACCCGAACCAGCCUCAGCAGCCUUCCUACGAGCAGCAGUACCAGGAUGAGAACGCCUACGACGCUCGUUACACCCACUCCGCUCCGGCACUGCCACCCGCAUCUGUCCCGCCUCAGCAGCACGCCGUACCCGCCUCUGCCGCCCGACCCGUUCUUGCCGAAGUCAACCGUGGCUAUGCUCCGCCGCCUCAGCCUCAGCCACUCGGUACGCAGCAGCGACCGACCGGAACGCUCUAUGCGCCCUCGACAGCGCAGAAAGGCGGCGACUACCAUGUUCCGUUGCGAGAUCGCUCGCCUGGCGUUGCCGAGGUCACGCCCAGCGUCACGGUCCAGCAGGCGCACUACCAGAGUCGACAAGUUUACCAGCAGCAGCAACAGCAGCAGCAGCAGCAGAUGCAGCAGAUGCAGAUGAUGGGUUUCACGCCCGGCGACGCUCAUGCUGCCGAGAAGCGUCUGCCGAAGCCUAUCUGGGUGAACGGCAAGGCGUACAACAGAGCAGGCAUCCUCGGUCGGGGCGGCUCGUCCAAGGUCUAUCGCGUUAUCACCGACCGCAACGAGGUGUACGCGCUCAAGAAGGUCGACACUCGCAACGACUCGGAGUCGCGAGCGAGCUUCAUCAACGAGAUCACCCUCCUGCGGAAACUUGCGGGCAAGCCGGAAAUCAUUCAGCUCGUCGACUCGGAAAUCCAGGGCAAGUAUGUCAUUAUGGUGAUGGAGGCCGGCGAGACCGACUUGAACUCGCUUCUCGCGAGUUACGCCGGCAAGCCAAUCAGCCUCAACUUCAUUCGCUACAUCUGGGAGCAGAUGCUCUCGGCCGUCCAGGUCAUCCACGAGGAGGCGGUCGUCCACAGCGACCUUAAACCCGCCAACUUCGUCCUCGUUAAGGGUCGACUGAAGCUGAUUGACUUCGGCAUUUCGAAGGCGAUCGCAGCCGACACGACCAACAUCGGCCGCGACCAGCAGAUUGGAACGGCCAACUACAUGCCGCCCGAAGCGCUCAACGACACCGGUCUCGGACAAGGCGGGAAGAGGCUCAUGAAGCUCGGUCGCGCUGCGGACGUCUGGUCGCUGGGCUGCAUCCUGUACCAGAUGGUGUACGGCGGGGCUCCCUUCUCCCAUCUGCGCGACAUCGCCAUCAAGAUCGCCGCGAUCUCGAGCCCGAAGACGCGGAUCAGCUUUCCCGAGUACGCUGUCCCGAUCGGCAAGCGGGGCGAGGACCUGAGUGAACACAAGUUCCUCGUCGGGCCCGACCUGCUCUUCGCCCUCAAAAGCUGCCUCAAGUACGAUGCGAAGCAGCGAGCGACGAUUCCGGAGCUCCUGCAGCAGCCGUUCCUGCGACGGUCGGGAGACGAGCAGGCGCCGGGUGCUGUGCCGUCCACGAAGUACCCGUACAUCAACGAUCGCUUGAUGGAAGCCGUCGUCAAGCACGUCGCGGACAAGGUGCACAAGGCGCCCAAGGGCGCAUUGACGGAGGCCGACAUCAUGGACGUCGCACAGGGCUUGCUACAGCAACUCUGGGGCGUACAGGAUACCCUCCGACCUUAG